CAUUAAAAAACUUUCCACUUCAUUUUUAUGCGGGUCAUUACAGUAAUUACGCAAAUGCAUUUACAACAUAACCUCCUUUGCUAGUAUUAAGUCCCAUAUUGGAACUUUAAAACCACAUUUUCCUCGUUAAAUGAUUAAAAGUGUUUGUUAAAAAUGGUUUUGAAGGUAUUUAAGGUUAGCGUGAAUAAUUUGAGAAAUCUUUCGAUGCUUCGAAGUUCGUUAGAAGUAAGAAUUCCGCUAGCAAGUGGUUAUUUAUCGGGGAAAUGGUGGGGUCCCGAGGAUCGUAGGCCUAUUUUAGCUUUUCACGGAUGGCAGGAUAAUUGUGGAACAUUUGAUAGAUUGAUUCCAUUAUUGCCUCCACACAUACCCGUGUUAGCUUUGGACUUUUUUGGGCAUGGUUUUUCAAGUCAAAUUCCUCCAGGGAUGUUUUAUCAUGAUAUUGAUCAUUGUAUUACUAUUAAGAGAGUAAAAGAGUAUUUUGGUUGGGAGAAAAUAUCUUUAAUGGGGCACUCAAUGGGAGGAAUAGCUACAUUUCUUUAUAGUGCUUUAUUUCCUAAUGAUGUAGAUAUUGCAAUAUGCAUUGAUAGGUUGUACCCUUUACUUACAAAUAAAAAAGAUACUAUUUCGAAAAGUAUUGAAGAAUUUAUCAAAUAUGAUUCACUUAAUAGAAAGGGUGAUGAACCUCCAAGUUACACUUUUGAUGAAAUGGUUAAAAGAACGCACAUUGGUUCAAAAAGUUCUAUUGAUGUUGAAGUUGCUAAGUUCAUUUUAUACAGAAAUAUAACUCCAUCAAAAAAGCAUCCAGGAAGGUUCUUUUUUAAUAGGGAUGCAAGAGUGAAAGUCGGACCGAUUGAUUAUCAUGAUCCUAAUGAAGUUAUUCAAAUGGCGUCAAGAAUUACAAUCCCUUUGUUUCUUGCAAGGGCACGUGAUAGUGUUUUCUUUGGACGCCAUGAAAUCAUUAAUGAUUUACGAGAAACUCUUAAAAAAAGUAGCAAAGAUUUUCAAUUCCAUGAUGUUCCAGGAACGCAUCAUUGUCAUUUAAAUAAUCCGGACGUUCUUGCAGGUCUUCUUACUGAAUUUUUAUUGACUCACGAUCGCAAACGUCAAGGAAAUAGUGGACUUAAAGACGAAUUAAAGAUUGAUGAAAAUAUUUAUCCAAUUUCUAAGUAUAAAAGGGAAAUACUUGAGGAGUGAUUGAUAUUAUUUUCAAAGAUAUUUUGUUUUUAGUUUAUUGAUCUUUUAUACAAUACUUUUUAAGACUGCCAAUAAGUUGCAUUUUAUAAUUUGUUAAAUUUGUUGGUUGUUGUAAUUUUAAGGUUGAUAUUAAAGGAUAUUUUUUCUUAA
Onthophagus taurus is the source of this 1344-nucleotide messenger RNA. Its product is annotated as putative serine hydrolase. The record is from RefSeq and is a predicted model, not a curated record. Gene Ontology annotation, cellular component: membrane. Lineage: Eukaryota; Metazoa; Arthropoda; Insecta; Coleoptera; Scarabaeidae.